Eublepharis macularius is the source of this 1680-nucleotide messenger RNA. RefSeq names its product laccase domain containing 1 (gene LACC1). The record is from RefSeq and is a predicted model, not a curated record. Gene Ontology annotation, molecular function: copper ion binding. NCBI's taxonomy places the organism in Eukaryota, Metazoa, Chordata, Lepidosauria, Squamata, Eublepharidae. Bases 346 to 1668 code for a protein of 440 amino acids. The transcript has 6 exons.
GCUGGACGCGCCUCCGCUCGGCCGGCAGCAUUUCCCGCCGGGCGGCGCCGCGCGCAGGUGUGCCCACCUCAGGCCUGGGCGGCCCUUUUCGGCACGCGAAGCGCCUGGCAACGAGGAGCGGGCGCGCAAGUGGAGCCCCCUGGCUCUUUAAAAAGAAUAGGAGAAUUGCUGCCAGCGCGCGGAGGCGGAGGCGGAGGCGGCCUUCUUCGCUGAGAGCCAAGGCAGGUUACACCCUGCAAGGGAAGAUACAAUAACGAACCACGCUCCGGAGCUUCGGUGAAGCAGACAGAGAGACCGCAGGAGGCUACUUGGACGUCUUCAAGUGUUUUUUCAGUGACUUAGAAUAUGGCAAAGGCAGUACUGAUAGAUCUGACGAGCGAAGAACCAGACCCUUGGAAUAAUUGGAGCCAGGAAUCAGUGAUCAAGACCCUGGAGGCUGUUAGGAAGGCGGACAACGGCCAAGUCCCAUUUGUGUGCCUUAUGUGUUGCCAACCCCUUCCCAGCGGAAGGAACGGCGAAGAUGUGUUGCAUUCGGUAGUGCAGGACCUCCAUUGCCCAGAGCAAGGGCGGGAGGUUGUGUGUGCAGAGAGCACAGUGGCUGCUUUGUAUGCUGUCAAACAAAAGCUGGAUGAAAAAGACAUCAGCCACGUUCAAGUGCUCUUGCCCUCACAACGAAAAGCCGUAAUGAGAGCAUUUGUUAAUGAGCUUUUCACCAGCGUUUAUCAGUUUGAGUUUGGUGAUCUACACGUGAAUUUUGAAGCAAGCAAAAUCAGACAACCCUCAGGAUCUCACGGUGAAUUUCUGCCACCACUGACAGACCAAGAUCUGGGAAGGAUUCAGAGUGAAAUCAAAAUAUACCUGCAGAGUCUUCCUGCUCUGAAAGGGGAACUGAGAAUUCUCAGAUCUGUGCUGAUUCCAGAUCAUAUCUUCCUGCAUGGGUUCACUACAAGAACAGGCGGCAUCUCAUAUAUCCCAACUCUGAGCUCUUUCAAUCUUUUCAGUAGUUCCAAGAGGCGUGACCCACCAGUUGUGGUCCAGGAGAACCUUCGCAGGUUAGCGGUUGCUGCUGGAUUCGACCCCAAGGUGUAUCAUAGUGUUAAGGUCAACCAUGCCAGCGAUGUUUGGGUCAUGGGGAAAGCCCAGCCGAAGAGCUAUGAUGGGAUAGUGACGGAUCAGAGAGGGGUGGCCAUUGCCGCUCCUGGAGCCGACUGCAUCCCCGUGCUUUGUGCUGAUCCUGUCAGAAAAGCCUGCGGUGCUGCUCAUUCAGGCUGGCAAGGCACGUUGCUGGGCGUCUCUGUGGCUACUGUUAACGCCAUGGUGGCGGAGUACGGCUGUCAGGUGAAAGAUAUACUUGUAGUAUUGGGGCCAUCGGUUGGUCCCUGUUGUUUUACACUACCGCAAGAAUCGGCAAAAGAAUUUCACAGGAUUGAUCCAAAAUGUGUAAGACAUUUGGAAUCCCCCAAACCCUCCGUUGACAUCAGAAGGGCAACACGGGUCCUCCUGGAGGCUGGAGGGAUUCUGCCUCAGAACAUUCAAGACGGUUCUGUGACGGACCCGAAACGAAACCUCACACUCUGCACGGCCUGCCACCCUGAAAAGUUCUACUCGCAUGUACGUGACGGUGAAAACUUUGGGACGCAGAUUGGUUUUAUUUCCAUUAAAGACUGAUUGUUCUCCAUA